Molecule: messenger RNA, 1418 nt
Organism: Carica papaya (papaya)
Lineage: Eukaryota; Viridiplantae; Streptophyta; Magnoliopsida; Brassicales; Caricaceae
Source: RefSeq, a predicted model, not a curated record
GUUUACCGUCUUGACCAACGGGAUAUCAUUCAUUUUCAGUGAAACAACAUUUGGUUCUCGUAUUCUAUGGUUCAUGGAUACAAGGAGAAUCAGUUCUAUUCCCCUCUCUAGUAUUCAAUACUGAAAAACUAAGGAUUCUAACCAAUCAUGGAUAUUAGCGUUUUGAGCUGACCUUAUUUUAUUUUUGUGACUAAAAACAAACUAAUUACUGAAAAGAAGAAGGGACAGUGUAGUGUUUUAUGCAUUCUGAUUUGGUGGCCUAGUAUCUAGCAGGUUGCGAGAAAAUGGCUUUUGGGCCAUUGGUUUGGUAUUGCCAGCCGGUAUCUAAUGGGGUGUGGGCCAGAGAAGUGGAUAAUGCAUUUGGUGCAUACACGCCUUGUGCCACUGACUCCCUGGUGGUAGCUCUUUCUCAUUUGGUUCUACUGGGCCUGUGCCUCUAUCGGAUAUGGCUGAUAAAGAAGGAUUUCAGUGUCCUCCGCUUCUGUCUGAGGUCAAAAUAUUAUAACUAUAUGUUGGCAUUCUUGGCUGGCUGCUGUACUGCAGAGCCUUUGUUCAGGUUGAUAAUGGGAAUUUCUAUUUUGGAUUUGGAUGGGCAAAUGAACCUUGCUCCAUUUGAGGUGAUUUCCUUGAUCAUUGAAACUCUUGCUUGGGCCUCCAUGCUGGUCGUGACUUGUGUUGAAACUAAAGUUUAUAUCCGUGAAUUUCGAUGGUUUGUAAGAUUUGGAGUAAUUUAUACUUUGAUAGGGACUGUGGUCAUGCUGAAUCUUGUUCUUUCAGUGAAGGCGUUCUACAGUAGGUCUAUACUUUAUAUUUACUUCAGUGAGGUCUUCGUUCAGGUUUUGUUUGGAGCACUCUUGUUUGUUUAUGUCCCUAAUUUGGAUUCUUACCCUGGUUAUACUCCAAUGCCAACUGAAUCUGUUGAUGAUUCUGCGUAUCAAGAACUCGCUGGAGGAGAGCAAAUUUGUCCUGAACGACGUUGUAACAUUCUUGCCAAAAUCUGUUUCUCGUGGAUGAAUGGUCUCAUGGAGCUAGGAUAUAAAAGACCUCUCACAGAGAAGGAUGUGUGGAAAUUAGAUACAUGGGAUCGGACUAGAACACUGAAUGACAGGUUCCAGAGUUGUUGGGUCAAGGAAUUACAAAGGCCAAAACCGUGGCUUCUGAGGGCAUUGAGUUGUAGCCUUGGGGGAAGGUUUUGGUGGGGAGGCUUCUGGAAGAUUGGCAAUGAUCUUUCCCAGUUUGUGGGGCCACUUUUACUGAACCAGCUCUUACAGUCUAUGCAACAAGGGGAUCCAGCUUGGAUUGGUUAUGUCUAUGCAUUCGCAAUUUUUGUUGGAGUGGUAUGAAAUAAAGCUUCUUUCUAAUAACAGUCACAGAAUUAUGCAAAGAUAUAUUAACAAUGCUGCCUCUGUUUCUGGCCA